This is a messenger RNA of Amphimedon queenslandica, 1090 nucleotides long. RefSeq lists its product as uncharacterized. NCBI's taxonomy places the organism in Eukaryota, Metazoa, Porifera, Demospongiae, Haplosclerida, Niphatidae. The record is from RefSeq and is a predicted model, not a curated record. The transcript has 6 exons. The coding region runs from base 1 to 1062 and encodes 353 amino acids.
AUGGCUAUUCAAAAAGGAAUUAGGACACAAUAUGAGGAUCGUACACCUAUUGGUUGUAAUAAGUGUGCACAGCAACAAAACAGCGCAAGAAAGAGCGGCUUUGUUGUUUACCAGAUAAUGAUGCUUUGGGACCACCAGAUAAGAAAAAUGAUUUCGUUCCAGAUCAGUCAACCACUUCUUGUCAAGCAAAAGGUGCUGUAUCAAUAUGACAACAAGCGGCUAAAAGCCGACCUACAGAGAGUGAGGGAUGAACUGGACGAAGUAAAAGCAGAAAAGGAGACUGUGGAUAAAACGUUAAGUGGUAUCAAAGCUAAAGUGACCGAGAGGAAAAGACAAUGGGACGAAGAAAUGGAGGAGCUUAAGUCCCAGUACGAGGGAGAGAUAAACUCGUUGAAAGCUCGUUAUAAGAAAGAGAAGAGUUCCACUGACAGUGCACUGAGUGACCAGUUGAACCAGCUGGAGCAAGAGCUUAAUGAGCAAUGGAGGAUCAAGAGUGAGAGGAGCGUACAGCAGACUGAGGAGAGAUGGAAGAGGAAGCUACAAGAUAUUGAUGAAGAGAAAGCUGCCAUACAGCUGCAAUUGGAAGAGUCCCGCUCUAAGAUUGAAGCCCUCAAGUCUCAGGAUUACGUGACAAUGCUACGAAAAGCCGAAGAUGAGCUUGAGAACCUUCGUGACGAGAAGUCCCGUUUAGAGACUCAACUCGGACUUGCUUUGUCGGGCGAAGAGAAAGCGAAGAACCAACUAAAGACAUACAUCGAGGGAGAGGGGGACAAGACAAAGGAGGAACUUGAAACUUUGAGGAAUGAAUUGGAAGAGAAGAGAAGAGAAGGAGAAGAGAGUCAAGCAAUGUGGAAGGAGAGAGUUUCAGAAUUACAAAAAAAACUUGAUGCAGCUUCAACAGGGGGUGGAGCAGCAGGGGGCGUGUCUCCGGAGGUCAUAGGUCAAAAAGUGAAGUCGAUAAUGAAUGACAUGUACCAGUCACUUAAUAGACAGUUUCGUACUAAGACUGACUUCCCGUCAACUGAGAUACUGCAAAUAUUACUAGCCACUGUUAAAGUAUGAGGACAUGUAGCAUUUGUAUGAGAUAACA